Impatiens glandulifera is the source of this 1380-nucleotide messenger RNA. RefSeq names its product beta-D-glucosyl crocetin beta-1,6-glucosyltransferase-like. Lineage: Eukaryota; Viridiplantae; Streptophyta; Magnoliopsida; Ericales; Balsaminaceae. The record is from RefSeq and is a predicted model, not a curated record. Gene Ontology annotation, molecular function: UDP-glycosyltransferase activity. The coding region runs from base 1 to 1380 and encodes 459 amino acids. The transcript has 2 exons.
AUGGAGACGAAGAAGCCAUGCUUGAAUGUUGUAAUGGUCCCAUGGCUAGCCCAUGGCCAUGUCUCUCCUUACUUAGAGCUUGCCAAAAGACUUGCCGACAGAAACUUCCGAAUCUAUCUAUGUUCAACUCCGAUCAAUCUGAGCUCCAUCAAGAAAAGGGUCACACAGAAAUACUCUCAAUCGAUCAAACUCAUCGAAUUCCAUAUCCCAUCUCAACCCGACCUUCCUCCCCAUUUCCACACAACAAAUGGCCUCCCACUUCACCUCAACUCAGUUCUCAAAAGAGCCAUGUUCAAGGCCAGCCCAUCUUUCACCCAAAUCAUUAAAACCCUGAAAUCGGACAUACUCAUUUACGACUUCAACCAACAAUGGGCAUCAAUAGCCGCAACAACAAUCGGGAUACCAGCAGUUCCAUUCAUCAGCGGUAGCGCUUCCGCCAUCUGUUAUAUCUUCCAUACAUUUAUGAAACAGGGCGUUGACUUCCCUUAUCCCGUAGUCUUGAAUCUACGGGGAACUCACUGGAACCGAAUGAUUCAAGAAAUGUUGAAUACAACUCUGAGUGAGCAAAGUCAAACUGAAAGUGAAAGCAUUCCGCUCUUUAGUAGAACCUGCGACAUCAUAUUCAUGAAGACGUUUGGAGAAUUGGAAGGGAAAUACAUAGAGUACGGAUCAAACCUACUUGGAAAAAAGAUAGUCCCCACGGGUCCUCUGGCUCAAGAACACGGAGACUCCGAAGAUAACAGCGAGAUCAUGGAGUGGCUUAACAAGAAAGAGGCAUCUUCAACAGUUUUCGUAUCAUUUGGAACAGAGUCCUUUUUGUCUAGAGAAGAAAUAGAGGAAGUAGCAAAAGGGUUGGAGCUAAGUAUGGUGAAUUUCAUUUGGGUGCUUAGAUUUUCCUUUGAGGAGGAGGACAAGAUUUCAAUUGAAGAUGCACUGCCCAAUGGCUUUCUUGAGAGGGUGGGAGAUAGAUGUCUUGUAGUUGAGAAAUGGGCUCCGCAAGCUAGAAUCUUGAUGCACCCAAAUGUUGGAGGAUUUGUAAGCCAUUGUGGGUGGGGUUCUAUAAUGGAGGCCAUGACAUUUGGAAUUCCAAUUGUGGCUAUACCCAUGAACUUAGACCAACCAGUGAAUGCGAGGUUAGUAGAGGAGAUCGGUGUGGGGUUGGAAAUAAAUAGAGAUGAGAAUGGAGGGCUGAGCGGGGAAGAGAUUGCAGAGUUUAUAAGGGAAGUCAUAGUUGGUGAUGAAGAUGAGAAGAAGAUUAGGGACAAUACAAGAGAAAUGAAACACAAAAUCAAAAGUAAAGGAGAAGAAGAUAUGGAUUGUGUUGUGGAAGACUUGUACAAGCUUCACAAGAAGAAUAUUCAUGAAAAAAACAUGGAUUAA